This is a messenger RNA of Megalobrama amblycephala (Wuchang bream), 1927 nucleotides long. Its product is annotated as caspase b-like. Gene Ontology annotation, molecular function: cysteine-type endopeptidase activity. The record is from RefSeq and is a predicted model, not a curated record. Bases 176 to 1333 code for a protein of 385 amino acids. Gene Ontology annotation, biological process: proteolysis. The transcript is spliced from 9 exons. NCBI's taxonomy places the organism in Eukaryota, Metazoa, Chordata, Actinopteri, Cypriniformes, Xenocyprididae.
ACAAGGAAGUGCAGACUUUUGUUCAACCAGAGACUUGUAGGCUACCUGCCAAAGUGCGAGUUCAGUGCUGUUCGCGAGUGUGACGACAACAAUCAACAAACAACUGAGGUUUCUAAAACCUAGAGCUCCCGCACUCAGAUUCAAGCAGCUCUGCAGCUUGUGUGUGUGACACAAAAUGGCUGCCACUAAAAAAGUGAUUUUUGAGACUCUACAGAAUCUUAAGAGUGAUGAUUUCACAGAAUUCACCUGGCACCUGGAGAAUCCUACAGAUCGCAUCGAGCCUAUUCCUGAAGCAAGGCUUGAGAAUGCUAAUCGUCAAACAGUUGCGAAUCUCAUGGUACAGCAGUACACUGAUGAGGCUGUGAAUAUUGCAGUCAAAGUGCUGCGCGACAUGAAACAAAAUGAUCUCGCAAGCAAACUUGAGAGGAAACUUCAGGAAGUUCAGCAGCCUGAUCAGGUGGACGGAAGUAAUGCUCCCGUUUCUGUGCGUCAGCUGCAGCCCAUCCAGUCCAAUUGGAAGAGACCAGACAGGAUUAUUCCCUGCACCCAGUCUAAGGAAAAAAUUCUUAGAGAGAAUAGAGAUGACGUUUAUAAAAAGAACAAGUCUCAGAGGAAAGGUUUAGCCCUGCUGAUCACCAACACACACAAGAGGGAUGGAGCAGAGAGAGACGAGGAGAACAUGGAGUGGCUGCUGAAAGCUUUGGGUUACAGAGUUGAGAAACACACAAAUCUCUCUGGAAAAGAAAUAGAGGAUGCUGUCGAGAACUUCGCUGCACUUCCUGACCAUAAAGACUCGGACAGCACCUUCGUGGUUAUAAUGUCUCACGGGAACAGAAUUUAUAAUAGAGAUGUCAUUGCAGGUGCAGGUGUCAGUUAUACUGGCCCCGAUGAUUACUUCUUUGUUGACAAAAUCUUCACCCGUCUGAACUCAGUGAAUUGUCCUGCUCUGAUUGACAAACCAAAGGUUAUUCUGAUCCAAGCCUGCAGAGGAGGUGACCCAGGAGGCGUGAAAAUGAGUGACAGCACACGUGGCACUUAUGCUGAUGACAGCUCAUUUGACUCAGACGCCUGGGUGCACAAAGAGAAAGACUUUGCCUGUUUCAUGUCCACCCUCCCUGAUACCAAAGCAUGGCGUAUUGAAUCUGGAAGUUUUUUUAUCAUGUACAUCGUGGAGGUGUUCUGUAAAUGGGCUCAAGACUCUCACAUUAUGGAGUUGUUUGGGAAGGUCACCUCAGGCAUGGCGAAACACCCCGGAAGCAAGGACAUAAAAUUUUUGCCGUGUAUUGAAAGAACAUCCCUUACGAAGGACUUCUACCUGUUUCCUGGACUCUGAUGUCCAGCUUAAAUCAAAAUCACUCUUGAUCUCUAAUUAGAAUCUAAACAAAAACAGAGUGUUAAAAAAUAUGAUUGGGUAUAAUUCACUCUUGUGUGCUCUUUCCCAAGUUUGUCUCAAUAAUGAAUUAUCUGGAGUGGGUAAAAGCAUUGUUUCUGUUAUUGAGUAUAUAAAAACAAUGCCAGCAAAAAUCCAAGCUAAUAUCAAGGUUGUUUAGUUGUUUCAGUUUGUUAUUUGACUAAUAAAUGACGAUACAAUUUUUGUUUUAAACCAUUUUUUUUUUUUUGACAAAUUCCUAAAAUAUUUGUUUUCUCUUUAUUAUGACACAUGCUCUAAUAAAUGUUAAGCAUUUUUCUCUUUUCACUUUCUCUUUUUCUCUUUCUAGUUUGUUGAAAUUUCAUUUGUAUAUCUUAUAUUACUUUGCUAUUGCCUCAUUACCAAGUUAAAAUUGCAUAAAAUUGAUAGUUUCCAUACAAAUCCACAAAAUAGUGAGAACUGUAGUGGUCAUUUUUACUCCACUUGCUUUUAAGAACAUUUAUAAAUCUUUUAUACUUAAAAAAGUGACCAAUAAAGAUUUUCUAAUUUGUUACCAUG